AUGAGCAUAGUCACGGCCCACGAUGACCGUCCCUUGACUGGACAGUUUACCAAAGCACUUGUGAAACUAUCGAGAAAACAAUGUUUGCAGGGUUUCAAUAACUAUAGAAGACGGUUAGGGCUGCCUGCUUACAACAGCUUUUUUGAUCCCACCGAAAACAUCGAAACCGCAACCGAAUUGGAAAAAUUGUACAGUACCGUGGAGAAGGUGGAGUUUUUAACCGGCGUGUUGACGAAAAAGUCCAGUUCCGGAGUUCUACCCACGGCCAAAGUCCUGUCUAACAGUUUUACAAUUAACGCAAUACUGAAAAAUCGUCUCACCACCAAACACUUGUGGGCACGUUCGGUGGAGUCGAAUUUUUUAACUUGGAGAAGUCUACCAGUUUAG
This is a messenger RNA of Macrosiphum euphorbiae (potato aphid), 387 nucleotides long. Lineage: Eukaryota; Metazoa; Arthropoda; Insecta; Hemiptera; Aphididae. The record is from the annotation of a GenBank genome assembly.